AGCGGUGAACGGGUGGAGCGGAACAUGUAGUGUUGAUUUGAAAACGAAAAGUGUGUUUUAAAUCGUACAACAUGGCUGACAUUGAUGAAAUGAAUAUCGACUACGAGGUCGGCUACGGGUACGACACGAGUAAGAUACCAGAAAUCGUUACUCCCGAUGACACGAAUGAAUCUGGCUACCAGGAGGGUUCGGAGCAGAGCUAUGGGGAUAGACGAGAUUCGAAGGAGGGUUUCGGUGGCGAGGGGGAUUCCGAUAGUGGUGUCGAUGGGGUGAGCAGUGGAUGUAGCACAGUCGAUGACUGCCCGGUUGUGUCGAUAAAUGAUGUGGUUGCGUACUAUGAUGACAUUCGCCCGAGGCGGCGACACGUGCCUCAGCUCAAUUUCUAUCACGUGGAUAUCGAGAGGAUGGCCUUGGACGCUGUUGUUCAGGUAUCUACACUCUUAAAUAUUCAUGUCAGUCUGUCAACAUCACACAUUGGUAAAGUAAUCUGAAUAAUAAUAGUUUACCACUAACCUUUAGAAUUAAAUACAACACAAGUAAAUAUUACGG
Molecule: messenger RNA, 549 nt
Organism: Melitaea cinxia (Glanville fritillary)
Lineage: Eukaryota; Metazoa; Arthropoda; Insecta; Lepidoptera; Nymphalidae
Exons: 2
Coding region: 72-491 (139 amino acids)
Source: RefSeq, a predicted model, not a curated record